AUGCAAAUCUGUCGCUUGGCGAAGGUCGCCGUUUUACCGGUGCGCCCACUGUAUUCCGCGCGCUCUCGUAGUUUGUCCUCGCUAAGUUUCGUAUCAAGACUGUUUGGAGUAUCCGUCAGUGAACCGAAGCCAAAGAGAAUCGCGAGUCAUCAGACUGUCCACGGGGUCGAACUUGAAGAUGAUUUUUCCUGGCUUAAAAAUCGUGGAUCCAAGGUAAGCAAAGGGUUGAUUAUCUUUUUUGACCAAUAUCUCAUUUCUCCUUACUUAGUCAAUAGCCGUGUCAUGAGAACUCAAAGCAUGAUCAUUGGUUUGAUCAGCCUUGAUUUUCUAGUUAGUUUGAGUAGCUAAUUAAUACAAGAGAGACGUUUUUUUUCUGAAUGGUGUUCUGAACGUCAAUUUCUUAAAAGAGAAAACAUAACAACAUCAAUGCCUCAUGGUGGAUGUUGUUUUUCUGAUGAAUAGUGAUGUAAAAACACUGAAUUUCUGUAGUCCUACUAUUGAAAAGGUUCUUUUACAGCUACACCACAUAAGUGGGGGAAGGAAAGUGUGUGCGUGUGUGUGGUGAUGGGGAGCAGAUGUUAAAAGGAAUUAUAUUCCUAGAUUCUGUUAAAGGAGGUUAAUUAAACUGUCAUGAAAAACAGCAAGAGGGAAAUAUUACUGUAAUGGGAUUAAGUACAUUUUUUAUAUAUGAGGUAAAGUUUACAAGUCGAUAAACUGAUUUGUUAUAUUAAAGACAAAAAGAGGUUUCCUAUUUACCAAAAAGAGGAAGCAGUAAUUGUGGUAGAUACUAGAUAACUGGUCAUUUGUUGCUAAUUUCAGGCUGUACGGAAUUACAUAAAAGCAGAAAACAGGUAGAUUUUUUUCCAAUUGAUCAACUGUAAUUUUGUACGGAUUUCAUGAUAUAAGUUGUGAAAUUGAAAAAGAUUAUAUUGUUGUUGUUGUUGUUCUUUUAUGAGUUUACUAUCUUGCUUUCUUUCACAGCUAUGCAGAAGCUGUUCUGGCUGACACAGAAAGCUUCCAAGAAAAGCUGACCAAGGAAAUGAAUGAUUGGCUUGAAAAGCACUGUGAUGAUGAAUCAGUGCCUGAAGUAAGUUGUUUCCUUAGACAAGGGACUUUACUCCACUUUGUCUCUCUUCACCCAGGUGUAUCAUAAAUGGGUACCAGCAACAUACUGCUGGGGGGGGUAAUCCUGUGAUGGACUAGCAUCCCAUCCAGCGGGGAGUAGCAAUACUCCUAGGCAUGCUUCAGUGCUUCAUGCUAUGGAAACUGGUAUAAGCUCUGGCCGUUUGGGCCUUUGGCUCAUGUGUGCCCUUAUCCUUUACCUUUGUCUUCAUUUCUUGUUUUCAUUUGCAGGAGCUAGAUGGAUAUAUUUAUUAUUUAAGCAAUCCACCUAAAGGAUCUUAUCUUCCUGUAUAUUGUAGAAGAAAAAUAUUAGAAGGUGAGUGAAAUGCUCUCUCUUAUAAGCCAACAGUAUAACCAGUAAACAUGCUUAAUAACCAAGGCAGCUGCAUCCAUAAGAAUUAUACAACUGAAAUGGCUUUGUUUUAUAAUUUUUUUAAAUGAUGUUGUAUCACUGUAACAAAAUAACAAAAUGAUGUUUCCAGCUUUCCUCAAAGAAAGAAUUAGAGGAUCAUAUUUCUUUAACUGGACCACUUCUAAUACAAUGCAGUAUGACUUGACAAAAAUAUUAUAGGGAAUCUAAGACGGAUUGUGUAGUUCCAAAAACAAAAAAACAUUUAAUUGUGUGAGUGAUUCAUGAAAAGGUAUUUUGAAAUGCCAUGUAAAACAGGGCUUCUGAUGUAAUGUGAUCUCAAUUUAAGUCUGAUCAUGAAUACUCCAUAAGAAUUAAUCUUAGGAAUGAUCCCUGAUCUGGACAAAAUGACAAACCUAACUGCUGCUUAAGGCUAUUUAGCACUAGAUGGAUGUGACCCCUCCCCUCUUGAAAAAUAUUUUCUAUUUACUAUUAGCUUUUGGGCCCUAAGGAAAACUGUUUAAUUUAUCUGUAUGACACCUCAGUGUUUUUGUUGUUGUUGUCUAUAAUUACUAUAUAUUUGUUUUAAAUGGAACCCCUAUUUUCUGCAGAUGGUUCCUACGGCGAACAAGAAAUAAUCCUAAAUCAAAAUGAGCUCAUAGAGCGAUAUCCUCAUGUGUCCAUUCCUGUCAUUAAGAUGUCUCCCUCAAGAAGGGUAUGGUGCUGUUAAUAAAUUUCACUGGUACUUAAAUGAUAAACCUGGUUGAUGUAUUUGUUAUCUGUUUUUGUGUACUUUUUUACCUUGACUGUUCAUACCUCACUAUAAUAUUCCACCAUGAUGGACUAAAUGACCAUCAGAAACACUCUGUCAUUGAACUGAACUCAGCUAGUUCUCUGAUUUAAGAUUCUGCAAAAAGUUGUGGAAAGAUUAAUAAAUGGUUCACACUUUUGUACACAUGGAGAGCCUAAGUACAGAUAGACAGUGGACCAAGCUAAUGCAAGUUUAUUUUGUUACUCUUAAUUUUAAAUCUGUAGACAACAUUCUAUAGGAUUCGCUUUAAAUUAAAUAACAUACACUGUAGCAUUACAGUAUUUAUAUUUUGAAUAUUUUGGAUUUUACAAAAGCUUUAACCGUAUUUUUUGUGGCCAUGGGAGUUUAAGGAAUACUCAAAGCACAGGUGCAAGAUCCAGCAAUACAGCAGCAGGUCAAACUUGUAAUGCCAAUAAAGUGCUUUUUCACUGCAAGGGCUUGGUGGGUCCUGACAGCGAAUGCUACUUGAAUUAAAAAAAAAAUUAUCCUGGUAUAUUUAAAUCUUGAGUGAAAAAUUCAAUUAGUAUUAGAUUCUGGGAAUAAUUUCCCACCUACUCCUCCCUUAACCUACCAUUUUGCCCCACUUACUGCAUUGCAGUUGUAAGUGAUAAUAUUGGCUAUGGGAGGGGUAGCUAAUUUCCCGAAAUCUUAUACUGAUUCCCAAGUACAAACAUGUAAAUUCCCUUAAGUCAUAUUACACAACAAACAAUCAUUAUAUAGCCUAGAUAGUAAAACAGAUAUUCAGCAGUCUUGUAUUUUUGCAUUUGUCUUCUACUUUUUUUUUCAGUACAUCGCCUAUCUGCUCGACAGAAAAGGUGAUGGAUCCCAUUCCUGUUACAUAAAUGAAGCUUAUGAAGGCCAGAUGAAUACUAUAGAUGUUAUACAUAAUGUUGUAAAUUUUGGUGAGUUCUCUUCCAACCGCCAAUUUGUUAAUUAUCGGACAGUUGAAAGGGAUAUACUCAUGUACAAUCCCUUCCAUUCUAUAACAUGGAAAACCUCUCUGUGGCGAUGCGGGCACUUGGAUACUUUUGAAAAAUAGGUCAGUUUGCCCACCCCAUAUUACUAUUAUUGUUAUACUUAUUAUUAUUAUUAUUUUUAUUUUUAUUGUUAUUAUUAUUAUUAUUAUUAUUAUUAUUAUUAUUAUUAUUAUUAUAUGAAGAGAGCAGUGCUGCCAGAUUGGGACGUUGGUUAACCUAUUUGACAAUAUAGGGACUUAAAUAAAGUUUUUACUAAUUUGCACGGUGUCACCCAUUAUUCAUCUUUUCCUUUGGUGUCCAAAUUGGAGAAGUUGUCCUUUUAACUAUAUUGAGCAUCCUUUCGUCAUACGAUUCGUUGACGUCUUCUUCAUUUUUAGAAUGGGGAAGCAAUGAUCUCAGCCUUUACUAUACCAGGCCUGAUGGCAUGAAACGACCUUAUGCUCUUUUGAGACAUGAGACUUGUAAAAGUAUAUUUCAGGACACCGUCCUGCAUGAAGAAAAGGAUGAAAGGUAUUCUUUACAAUUUGAACUUGCAAUGUGAUUCUCAAAAUUUUUAUUUAGUUAUCUUCUAAACCUCUCUGAUCGAGGCAAAAAAUGGGUUGUUAGUUUAACACAACAUAACGUAAGGUAACGUAACUUAGCUUAACAAAGUUUUUACAUAACGUUGCGCUAUGUGACGUGACGUAACAACAUCAAGUAGAGGUAUUCUUUACAAAAUGAGCUUGUAAUGUAAUAACCGUGGCAGGAUUAGCUUAAUCGGUAGGGCGCUUGACUGCAGGGUGGGAGGUCACGGGGUGGAUUCCCCGGGGGGGGGGGGCAGAUCAACACUCAAGGUCUUAGUGAGAAAUAAAGGUACUUUCUUUGACCUGUGAGCGGCUGGACCAUCGAGUGGCUUUGAUGACCACGUCGAAUGGCGAAUGGAGAAGUCGAAAUAGUGUCCCCAGUCAGUACUUUCGUGCUAAAUACAUUGACACUUAAAUAAAGUGGUUUUAUUUUGUUUUUUGCUUUGUUUGUUUGUUUGUUUUUUUAAAUUGACUUGCAAUGUGAAAUUUCAGUUAUGUCAUCUUGUAGGUACAUAGUAGAUGUCAGUGCUACUAAAGACAGAAAAUUUAUUACCAUAAACUGUAAUUCAAGAUCCACCUCAGAAGUAUGUACCUUAGAUAAUGAGAUCUUAAAAUCCCAACAGAACGACAACUUUGUUGGGGUCAGUUUGUUAAAGCGUGGGUAACUUGCUAGCAAGCUCUCUGGGGCGCUGUGGCGGCAAGGCGGGAAAAAGAAGGAGAGGUUGCAUCUACGUCUGUGGAAUUUGAAUUCCACCUCCAAUUCCCCUGUGGCUCCCCUGCGACUGAGCUGUCAGGUUGCCGCCAAUCAGCACGAAGCGGAAACGAGCACAAAUGUAAACAAACAUUGAAAAACUGACACGCGCCAAGGGUAAUGACGUCAUUACAAAUUAUAUCAUCUCCGCCAAUCGGUAUUUCUCAUCGACGUUUCCAUGCAGAUAUUCAAAUUCCAGAGACGUAGUUGCAAGCUCUCCUUCCUUUUCCGGCCCCGCCGCCAGAGCGCCCCGGAGAGCUUGCUCAGGGGGCGUGGGUUGUUUCACAAGCUUGAUAUUUUUCGAAAUAAAGAGAGAGAUUUGUAUAUUUGACGUCAUUAAUAUGACCUGCGGCCGCUUAGUACCGACACGCCAUUAAACCGGCUGUGUCACGGUUGUCUCGUUCAUUUUGUUAAUAUUGCCAAUUACACUUCCUUAUGCGUAUGAAACUUAACGUUAACGUAGAAAUUACUUGUAAAGGAUAAAGCACAGCUUCUUGUCCAAAUAUACUUGGCAAGCACUAUAUCAAGCGUCACGAAACAACCAAAGUGAACUGAUCGGCUACGAAGCUUUCAAAAACCCACAAUUCCAAUCCGUUUUAAUCUUCUUCAAGUUUGUCCAUCCAUGCGUACUUUUGUAUUUACCGUCUUAUUAAUAACUUUUUAUUAAUAUUUUAAUUUAUACUAUUGAUUGGUUAUUUUUAUGUUUCACUCAUUUGCUGGCAGUUCCUUCUGUCAGAAUUUUGAUAAAAUCUGUGACACAGCUCCUUUAAUAUGGACAAUGUUCAUGUGAUGGUACACUGCAGCUCAAGUGUUUGCAUUGGUGGGUUCCUUUUGUUUAACAGGUCAGCAUCGCUGACAUUAGAGAUGGAUCUCUUGUUUCACGUCCUCUUCAUCCCAGACAGCAGGGAAUGGAAUAUUACGUAGACCAUAGAGGAAAUCAGUUCUACAUCAUAACUAAUGCUGAUGGCAAAAACUAUAAGGUACAUAAAGAUUUUGUUUUCGUUACCUUUUGUUCGUUUAUCACUACAAGAAAUGAUUUGAAUUCAGACUGGGAGGGGACACAAAAGUGGUACACAAAAGUGAAAAAUCCUCUUCGAGCCCCAUUAUGAAGUGGGCGUGUUUCCCACCGCACGUCGCAUGUCGCCAAACGAGAUUUUUAGCGUGCUGGCGUGUUGCAGCCGGUCUUACUGAUUGAUACAAUUAUGAAACUACGUUACGGCCCAGCGAGUGGAUGUACUCUCUGCGUUUUUACUCCGUAACAACAAUAUUUAUUACUCAAUCAAUUCUUUGAACUUGAGAAAAGGACGCUCUUAGUUUCGCUUGUAUCUUUGGUGAGUAGUCAUGACGAGAUACCCUUUGAAAAUGAAUCAUAGUUAUUUUUGUUAAAUGUUCUGUUUUAUAUUGCACUUUUUCUCGAACAUCUAGAUAGUGACGGCGCCUGAAGAAGAUCCUAGAAAAGAAAACUGGAAAACGUUUAUUGAAGAUAAACGAGAAGUGAGUGGGCAAAGCUAUGAAGAGCUGUUACGACGUUGAAUACUAUAUAGGUGAUGUUACAAGGGAGGAUUCGUAACAACGAUUUUUAGCGCCACACAGCGUUGCCACAUUGUUGCGACAUUGUUUCACAUGGCUGCAACAUUGUUCCAAUAUUGCAACGAUUUGUUGCGCAAAAAAUCCUCUUUGCGAAUGCUCCCGUGUAAAAUCACCUUAAUAAUAGUUUGUAGCCAGAAUCAACAAUUUUUCUCUCUCGGUUCCUAUGUAGAAAUUGAGAAACCCAGUUCAUGCCUGGAAAACUAGUCAAUAUUUCAUUCGGCAUUUUGUCAUCCCUGUUUCAAGCACUGCAGAAUACUGGGUUAAAUUCCUGCCGUUAUUGUAUCGGGUUUGAUCUGGUUUUGUUGUUUUAGGGAACACCUUGUCCUUCUUCCGUCAGACGUCGUGAUAGUGUGAUGGUGUUAUUUUUCUUGCAUACGUUCUAUCGUCUGAAGCGGACGGACAGAACGCUUUUGUCAGUCCAAACUCAGUCAGACGAACUUGAUCUGACACAUGUCCAACCAAUCAUAAACUUAACUCACUCAGAGUAGAAUCGUUGCAUGAAAAUUUUUUGGACUUUUGGGCGUUUGCGUGAGGUGUUGUUAACGGUACGAAUGUACAAUAGGUUAUCUGUUCAGAUGUGGCAAAGGUUUUUUUGUUUGUUAAAAAAAAAAAAAAAAAGGCUUGUUUAUAGUGGAAAUUGCACUUAGCUUGUCCAGCUAAUUUACAGGCACUCCACUCAAAUAUUUAGAAACAAAUAAUUCAAAUACAACAUAACAGGAUUAAAAACCCCAACAGGCAGAAGGCGACCAGUUGGCUAUUUACAAGCGUGGUCGAGAAUUUGAACUCGGGACGACCGAGCACAAAUCCAGCAAGAGGCCAGAGCGGGACUCGAACCCGGGACCGCCGGAUUGCGAUUCCGACGCGCUGACCACUCGGCCACGCUGCCUCGUUGUUUGCUUGUUUGCUUGUUUGUUUUUUUAUGUGGUGCUGUUUUGUUUUGAGUUUUAAUCAAGCUGCAAAUUACAUAUCUUUUCAGAUAUAUUUUGAUGACAUGGACAUAUUUAAAAACUACUGCGUUGUUUACGAGCGACACAGAACUGUUCCUCAGAUUCGUGUUGUACCGAUGGACACACCCCAGGAUCAGUAUGUUGUACAUGUAAGGCUACAACCUUCAAUCCAGUUUUUCUUUUACCUUUGAUUCAUUUUCUGAAUAGCAAUAAUAAAAAAUUAUUAAAUGAGGCUGAGUGUCAUGUGAAGAAUUAUGGAGAUCGAGAAUAGCACCCUCUUGGAUAAUACCAAAGAGAUAAGAGAUGCUAUGCUCGCCGAUCAGGUCGUGUGGAAAGGUAUUUUUAGGACGGUUCGGGAUGAUUCCCGGCCUAAGCAAAUAAUUAAGUAUGUUCCAUUUGAGCAGCUUUCUCAUCAUAAGCCUAAUCCAGUAAGCCUGUUCUAACACGAAGGUUUCUUAUUAAUUAAUUUUAUUUUGCAGCUUCCUGAAGAUGUUUGUGUUUUAGAGGCUGGAUCUAAUCUGGUAACGUACCUUUAAGUGUUCUUGUGUUAAAUACAGUAACAAACUGGGCAAAAGCCUACAGAGCAUGCUUAUACUCGUUUGUCUUUUGACCGAUGCAAAAGUUGUUGUUGUUCUUUCCCGCCAGAUGUUUGAUCAUAACAAAGUUCGUGUGACAGUUUCGUCACCAAUAUCACCUUCCCGUGUUCUAGAGUACAACAUGGACACAAAAUCAAUGGUAUGUUGUAUGCGUCGAAUUCACUAAUACUUAAAAAUGUCUACGUAUGCGUGUAAAAGGACGUAGAUGUUAGGAAGAGUGCUUUUCACUUCUUUACCAAAGCCAAAAAUGAAAGUAGUUUCUUUGCACUGACUCGCAUAAAAGAGUGUCGAUGCUGUUGUUCAAUUUUAUCCUUAAAUCAAAUUUUAUUUAAUUUUUUUUUUAUUGGAUUGAACAAAGCGAAAUAAAGUUGAACCAAAUUGAUUCGACUGUUACUGUUUUUUGGACUUUUUUUUUGUUUUUAGGAUAGUGGCAUGCUAUAAUUUGGUCACCCCCAAAUUUAACCUACUGUAGUGAAAUAUAAAGUGAUUGUUAUUUUUAACUUUCAAACUGCAAUCUAACAGCAUGAUUUUAAAACUUUCCGCAGGCUGAAAAACACGCCUUUACUAAGAAGCCUUCUUUUGACAGUUCUGAUUUUUGCUGCACUAGACAUGAAAUUCAAAGUAAGGUAAGGCGGUCAUACGUCUGAUAUGAGUUUCAUUUUGUUUGUUUUUGUUUGUUUGUUUGCUCGUUUGUUUUUUUUUUUUUCUUAUGCUGUUACAGUACAUUUAAGGACAAAGCAAACUCUAAUUCUCUCUCGAGCCGCAUUCAGUUACACAAUCAAGUACGUGUAAAUGGGGCAACUUAGCGAGGAAUACACAAGUACAAAGAAAAGAUUUUUUUUUUUUUUCUUUUUUUUGUAGAGGAAGAACGUGUGAAGCAAAACUUUCCCAUAAGAAUGCGGUAGUAACGGUCACGUCGCUAAAACAUACACGGGUUUUUUUUCUUUAACCAGGAUGGAACCUACAUUCCCGUCACUUUAUUUCACCACAAAGAUCUUAAAACUGAUGGGAACAACCCGAUGCUGCUUCAUGUCUAUGGUAUGACGGAACUUUAUUCACCUCCGCUUGUGCUGAAAAAACUGUGAGGGUCUUCUUUACAUUUAAUUAUUCAUCCUGCAGCGCUAUUAUAUGAAUUUCGUGUGUUCAUUAUUUCAUCGUUAUUCUUUUAAGUUUUUACAACGAACGUACUAAAUGACCAGCUCUCGCUUGGCUUACAUAGCUCAAGUGGUAGGGCUCUCUUUCAGCUUUCGCGUUUGAUGGGCGUUUUCUUUCAUCAUUUCAUUUCUUUUCAUUUAUUUUCUCGCAUUCCAAUAUGAAUAAUACACGAUAAAUCACAGACAAACGUUAGUGCUUCUGUCAAAAAAAGUUUACAAUAAGUGAUAAACUACAGUUAAGAUCAUCUCAUAUAAAUAAUACUUGAUUGUCACAAAAAGAGGAUGAUAGUCCUUGCCUUUUUCUCAUAGGCUCUUAUGGAAUUAAUGUGCACAUGGGUUUUGAAGUGGAAAGGCUCAGUCUGUUAAAGCGUGGUUGGUGUCUUGCCUACUGCCAUGUCAGGUGAUGAUAUGCAGUUUUUUCAUAAUGAUCUAUAGUUCCAAGUUUUGAUCCUUGAGAUCGUGUUGAAAAUUGAAGAAAAAUUAUUUAGUUUAAGUGAAAGAAAAACGCGUCUAAACUUAAUUGAAGUCUUGCUUGUAUGUAUUAUGGUAUGAAACUUCUUUAAAUGUCCUGUUUUGUUCAGAGGUGGCGGCGAACUUGGUCGAGAGUGGUACUUAGAAGGGAAACUGCAGAAUAAACAUAAAAGUUUUGAGGUACGGCUGUGUUUGCUCGGUCUUUCUUUGCACCGAAACCAAACAGAAACCCUUUCUACGCAGGCUAGAGUUUGUUAUGGCCCUUGUAGUUCUUCUACGUCCUACACAAGUCAAAUAAUAGGAGAAAUACUGUGAGUCGGUUUUUAUCCUUAUCCGAGAAUGUCCAACCAUUUGCAGAUAUGAAACAAAGGCAGCACAUUCAUGAACCUAACCGUCCUACGAUUAGACGUUCUUCCCUCGUUGUAAAAGCAGGACUCAAAAUAAAUCUGGGACUGCUGCCGGUCGUGUUGACCGGCCAGAGAAAUGUUAGCGUCCUCGGUCAUGUCUCCCUUUUGAGCGCUCAAAAGCCUAUCAUGAAAAAAACAUAAACUGAAAAAAAAAACAAUGCUUGUCCUUUUCAAACGUACAGCUUAGUGCAGAGGGACGCAACAACUCCCAACAUUGUUGGCCCAACAAAAGUUUGACCGGUUUCAAACUUUGCACAACAACUCGCAAUAACACGCAACAACAUGCAACAAUAUGCAACAUGGUGUGCAAACGGACUCAACAUGUAACAUCCAACAAUGUUUGGAGUUGUUGGCCAACAAAGCUGUGCGUCCGUUUGCACGGGUCUCAAUGGUAUUAUUAUUUUGUUGUUGUUGUUUUUGCGUGUCGCUUGUUCAUGUGUUCAUUCAAAAUGACCGGCAAACCACAAGUUUGUCCAGAGAAAUGUUUAUGUUACAAGUCAAUUCAAUUCAUUUUAAAGUUAUUCAACCCAGGUUGAUUCUCAAUUUUCCUUGUCUCCUAGCCCUAACUAUUCAUAAAAUUAUGGCUAAGAGACAAAGGAAAUUCAGAAUCAACCUUUGGUUUAAGAAUUUUAACCUGAAUUUAAUUUUGACCUGUAACGUAUUUUAUCUUGGCCGUUGACCGGCCGUUAAAGUUUGAGGCAGUAUGAUCUGUAUGGCUUAUAGCAGGCUAUUUAUCGAAUGGGGUAUCUUCAUCUAAUGACACUACGAAAUGAUUUAUUUACUCGUACUUUUAUUUCCAAAGGAUUUUGAGGCUUGUACACAAGCUCUUCAUCGUCUGGGAUAUUCCACCCCUGAAUUAACAGCUGCAAGUGGUACAAGCGCUGGCGGAUUGAUUGUAGGAGCUGUUUGCAAUAGAUCGCCGGGACUUUUUAAGGCAGUUAUUCUGAAGGUAGGGUAUGCUAUAGGAGCGGGAUUGUGGGAUAAGGACCCACAGGGAAUGUGGGAUCGGGAAUGAGGGACUGUAAGAUCAGGACCCCUCCCCCCCCCCCGCCCUCCCCUAGAUCCCCCCAGAUCAUGUUACCAAUAGUAUAGAUUGACCGGAAAGUGGCAGCCAUGAAUGGAAAGCUGUUUAAUCUUAAUUAUCGUGAAUCCUCUAUUAAGCCCCCCUCUCAAAUAAGCCCCCUCCCACUAAUAAGCUCCCCCCCCGCCCUUUUCGGUGGAAGAAAGUUAAUAAGCCCUCCUCUCUAAUAUGCCCCCUCUCCUCCCCUAAAUAUUCUUCACUAAUAAAUGAUAUACCGUAUUAAUCAAUCAUGACUGUAAAACUUCGUAUGGACUGAUCUAGGAUGGUUUGUUUGACAAGUGAAAGUUCGGAUUUGAUUCUGAUCCUCAACUGCAUGACCUCCAACCUUCUUGCACUUGAGCUUUUCCACAUUGUAUUCUGGUUUUUUAUGGAGAACUGUUACCAUCGUCUUUUCUAAAUUAAAUAAGCUCCCGUCUGCAUUAAAUAAUUUAACUGUGUACCCUCGGUAACAAUGCGGAUCAGUAAACUUCUGUGACACUUCCAUUGCCGUUUGAAAAUAUGACAUUGUUGUUUCGCUUUGUACAGGUUCCAUUUUUAGACAUUUUGACUUCCAUGUUGGACCCGUCUCUUCCGCUAACUGUUCAGGAAUAUGAAGAGUGGGGGGAGCCUGGGUAAGAACUGUUUACACUUCAAAACGACGCAGUGUUCAGAGGUUAAGAAUGAUGGGAACGCGAGCUGUUGUUUUUGUGUUUUUGUUGGUUUUGUUUCUUGUCUAAUCACGAGGUAAUCACCAUGGCAACACCAACGGGAACGUUAAAAAGCGAUACUUCAUUUCAAUAUUUUGAGAGAUCUUAAGAUGAAUAGAAAAGUUUGCAAUCCAUUUAGGUUUCUGGAAAACUGCCCUCCCACCCCUCCCCUAAGCCAACGUUUUCCCCUUAGUGUGAAGUAAGAGUUAAUGUUGGCUUAGGGGAGGAGUAGGUGGGCAUUUCUCAGAAACCGAAAUUGACCUCUAUAUCCCAGUCCAAGAAGGGGAAAUGGGAAAGGAAGAAUCAAAUCUACCUAUUUAUGUUUUUUGUUCUUUGUAGGUCUAAUGAGAGCGACUUUCACUACAUUAAGUCCUACUGCCCGUACCAGAAUAUAAGAGACAAGGUAUGGUUCUCCCUAGUAUUUCUCUUUUUUUGGCUUUCUUGACACGCGAGAGGGGGCACUCCUUUGAAAGUGGAGUAUUACCUGAAAUUUACUAUGGGGGUGUGUCGCUGAGUCCUCGAGACUCUGGACCUGUUGCAGACACAAAGAGACGAAUUGGAAUCCUGUUCCUGAAACCAGCUCAGGGACAAAUCGAAGAGUGGGGGGUACCAAAGCUUGAUUGAGAAUAAUCAGGCAUUAUGGUGAAAAUCGACCCUCAUAUAUAUUCCUCUUCCAGAGAGAAAGGGUUAUUUUUAUACCCUGCUCCAGAGUCAGAGAGGCAAUAAGCAUAAAAAUACAGAUUUAAACGUUAAUGUUUAAGUAGUACAAAAAGUUAGUGUGAUGUGAUUUUAGGAGGCAGCGUGACCGAGUGGUUAGAGCGCUGGACUUGCAAUUUGGAGGCACCGAGUUCAAGUCCCACUCUAACCGCUAGCUGGAUUUGUUCUCUGUAGUCCCAAGUUCAAAUCCUCGACCACGCUUGUAAAUAGCCAGCUGGUAUGCCUCCGGCCAACUGGGACUCUUAACCCUGCUAAAUUUGAUUUAGAUUAUUUGCUUCAGGCAUUUGCUGGGCCCCACUAGCAUUAGUGCUAUAAAUACUGCCGAGGAUAAAUAACGGAAUUAUUAUUAUGUCUAAUCGACUUUACCGACGUAAUAGAAUGUAGAUGUAGAUGUAGGGUCACAGGAAGUGUUAAACAACUCGUGACGGCGAAUUAAACUUGACACAUAACUUGGUUACUGAACAUUGUUGUUACAGCGCUAUCCUGCUGUGAUGGUUGGUUCUUCAAUGAAUGAUGACCGGGUGCCUUAUUGGCUGCCUCUUAAGUGGGUGGCGCGUCUCCGAGAUCAGUUGUCGAGACAGGAGCAGUCGGAUAAGCCUUUAGUUGUGUGCAAUGUGGAUUAUUAUGCGGGACAUUUUGGAGAAGAAGGCACAUACCGGAGGUUUGAACAGGUACACGAGCUCAUCAGUUGUAAGGCAGUUACAUAUUUCGUUUAAGCGGCAGAGAAUGUUGUGAGGCAUUCAUGCCUCAUCUUAUUUGUAUCCUAAGAAUAUACCAACUGGGAAGGAUUAACAUGAACAUGUGUGAUUGAUCGGCCAACAUUCUGCCAGACAGUCAGAAACUGACUGACUGACUGACUGACUGACCAACUAAAGGAAUGACCGACUGACUGACUUGACUGAUUGACUGGCAACCGGCUGAUUGACUUAGCAGGCGGAAAGAUUUACUCAAUAAUUAUAACUGACUUUUUCUUUUGUUUUUCUUUUGACUGACCGACUGCCUGACUGACUGACCUCCCGACUGGCCACCUAACGACGUAUCGAGUGACAGCAACGUUCCUGGGCUUCGGGCAUCUGGCGCAAUAUUGCGCGCAAUUGCAAAUUUGCAUUGCGUGUACCCCUUAAAGUCUUUGCGUAAGUUGUGCUUAAUAUUUCAAAAGAAAAAGACAUGUCUUACUUCUGGCCUAUUACACGCAUCAAAUUUGACUUUGUCCCUAUCUUUUGAAACAUUGCGUGAAAUUAUGCGACGUGCUUCCAAUUAAGCUGUAUAUUCAAUUAGACCGCUGAAUCGAAACGUUGCUUGUCGCUUGCUUGGUAACCGCUCAGCAAAUCUUGAGUGAAUUAUGGCUGUGUGUGGCUAUGCUUUUUGGUGGGUGUAACGAGAAGAGUGGGUAUCUUCAGGUAAAAUACCUUUUUAUGGAGUUGCGCAUAGCAAUAACAGCUGCGAAGACGAACGUUUAAAAUUACUGGUCUUUUAUUGGGAACUGCAAUUUGUUUUUUAGCUUUAAAAAAGGAGGAAAUGUCUGAUUAAUUCAAAUAAAACAUAUCCAUCUGAAGUUGUCUCUGAUACAUAUUAUCUUUUGUGAUGUGAAGUAUUUCUCGUAAACGUUUGUUUCUUGCUUGUUAGGCGGCAAAAGAGUAUGCUUUUCUACAUAAGGCCCUGGGACUUCCACUGGAGUAGACAAGAGGGAAAAAGGGGCGAAGAACAUUUUCAUAGACACGGGUGUCAGAGGAGUGAACUGCUUCUGUCGGUUUGUGGAAAGCGAAGGACUGAGCUGAAACUAAGGAAGUAAUAUUAUAACAGUUGCCGACAAGAGCCUGCGAACGUGCUAGCGCUAUAAAGGCCCACGAGUUAAAAAUCUUUUAGCCAUUGCUACGACACGAUUCACGAUACUUAUCUCUUCCACGGAAUUGAAUAGUAAAAUUACCAAAUACAUUUCAAGAAGGUGUGGCUCUCCCAUGAUAUGAGCAUUUUUCAAUCAGGCUUAAAACCUCACUUAACUUUGUCAUCAUUCAGUUUUUAAAUGUUCUAGGCAAGCUUUUCUAAGCACGUUUGACAAACGUAGCAGUGUCAUUAGGAUGCAAGGGUGACCCCCUCAUCACGAGAAACGUGACUUGAGUUUCUUCUUCUUGUAAUCCUUUUACUCUGUAUACCUAACAACCUUUAAACAGUCACGUUGUAAACGCUAUAGGCCAUGUUUUAUUGAAGUCGAUCUUAACUGAAAAUCAAUUAUCGCUGUAGGCUAAGGAAAAAGUAAGAAAUGUCUAAUUAACACAAAUUCCAAAAGUACUUUUAAUAUGACUUAGACACUAAGACCCGCAAUCCUUAUAUAAUGAGAACACUCGCUGCGUGCUCAAAAGAAGUGCUCCAUCAUGGCUCAGGUGAAAAGGAAUUUUGGUCAAACUUCUUAUCAAAAGCUAGCUUAUAGAGGGUUUUCACUCACGUAGUUAGCAUCUAUGCAAAUAUAUUGCAACAAAAGAAAGCGUUUGCAUCAGAAAAGAGUUCAGCUCCCACAGGAUUGGUCUGGGACACCAACAUGGCCGCCGUGACAAAACAUGUCAAAACACUCUAUUGAAUGUCUCGUAACUCUCUAAACAUUGGUCAACCCUCGCUGCACCUCUGGUGGGAGCAGUCUAUUCCACUGGAUUCCUAAAAGAUCUACUCUUGCAAAAUCUGAUGAGUAUUU
Messenger RNA from Porites lobata, 14908 nucleotides. The record is from the annotation of a GenBank genome assembly. NCBI's taxonomy places the organism in Eukaryota, Metazoa, Cnidaria, Anthozoa, Scleractinia, Poritidae.